GCAAAAGUACCCAUUGAAGAUAGGACAACAAUUGACGGCAAUUCUGUCAAAUCAUUUUUUUACUCGGUCAAUUUUACUGCACAUGUUUUGGCUGCGAAAAGAGAGAUGGAGGGAUACCCAGUGAAGGUGUAUAUUUAUGAUAUCUCCAAAGGUCUAGCCAGAUCCAUGUCUUAUGGUUUCUUAGGAAGGCAAAUAGAUGGUAUCUGGCAUACUGGUAUUGUUGUUUAUGGUGAAGAGUACUUCUUUGGAGGGAUGGGAGGCAUCGAAUCAUGUCCACCGUGUGGAACAGUAUUGGGACCACCAGAUCAAAUUUAUGACCUAGGAGCAACACAAAUCCCCAAAGAAGUUUUCAUGGAAUAUUUAAGAGAACUUUCUAAUACAACAUUUAGGGGUGAAUGUUAUCACUUGCUAGACCACAACUGUAACACAUUUAGUAAUGAAAUAGCACAGUUUCUAACUGGGAACUCCAUUCCUUCAAAGAUUACGAGCUUGCCUGCAGAUGUUUUAAGCACACCCUUUGGUGCCAUGAUCAGACCAUUCAUAGAUGCUAUGUCAGUGUCCCCAGGAGGGCAUUCUGUAUUUCCCCAGCAGACCCAGGGAGCAUCACCUGCUGCUGCAACCUCACAGCCAUCCUCUGCUAAGAAAGAAGUAGAAAAGACACCUAAGGCUGCUUCAGAAAAAUCUAAAAGUUCAGCAGAAGACUAUGAUCUGUUACCAGUUGUUUACAAAGAGAGCAAAGUUUUAAAUGGUUCAAGGUGGCAGACAGUUUUGGAGGACAGAGUGACAAAACAUGAACUUGACACAAUAAAUGAAGUUCAUGAGUUUUUAUCAGCAUCCAACCCACAGUGGGCAUUAGGGAGAAAUCACAUGGAUGCUUUGUGUAAAAUCAUCAACAAAGAAGAAGUUCCAGAAGAAGUUCAUGUCAUGAUGUACCAACUUUUACAACUUGCUGUGUUAAAUGAGGAGUUUGUGAACAUGAUGGCACACUACAACAAUCACCCCAUGAUGAAGCUGGCAUCUUCUCACGAGGGUAUGAGUAAACAAAUUCUCUCAGAGGUUGGAAAGCUGCUCACAAACUGCAGCAGUACUAGAAAUGGGUCUAGUUAUAUCCUUAGCACUGAGCAUCAUCCUUUGGGAUCCCCUUUGUCAAACUGUAAAAUAACAAGUCAGACCUGUGCAGCCUGCUUACUUCAUGAGGAUAGGGACAUCCAAGGAGUUGGAGCAGCUCUGGCAUCAAACUUGGCUAAACAUUCUAUUCCAGAGGAUGUGGCAGUUGAAGUUGGAAGUGCUUUGUUACAAUGUUUAUUAACAGAUGACACUAGUGAUGACUUUGCCUAUCAAGCAUUGGUAUCUCUCUACAGAUUUACACUGAUAACACAAGAGGUGGCAGACCUUUGUGCAGUGAUGGGCUUAGACCUACAAAAAUACAAGAAAUCCGAUAAACUAUCCAACAUCUGCAAUCAGUUGCAACUGAGGAUAUCAUCUUGAAGUGGAAUAACCCUUAGUCUAUU
This is a messenger RNA of Lingula anatina, 1511 nucleotides long. RefSeq lists its product as uncharacterized. Gene Ontology annotation, biological process: protein modification by small protein removal. NCBI's taxonomy places the organism in Eukaryota, Metazoa, Brachiopoda, Lingulata, Lingulida, Lingulidae. The record is from RefSeq and is a predicted model, not a curated record. Gene Ontology annotation, molecular function: peptidase activity.